This is a messenger RNA of Lethenteron reissneri (Far Eastern brook lamprey), 7384 nucleotides long. RefSeq lists its product as uncharacterized. Lineage: Eukaryota; Metazoa; Chordata; Hyperoartia; Petromyzontiformes; Petromyzontidae. The record is from RefSeq and is a predicted model, not a curated record.
UCAGCCAGGAGCCUCCUCGGGAGGGCCCCGCGGUGGAGUCGCCUCAAGUCGCCGCGCGUCUGAACGCCCCACGCGAAGUUCCCCAACGCCACUCGUCGUUUCGUCGUCGUCCGUCCGUCUGUCUCUUCUUCGCAGUCUUGGAAGGUCGUUGCUGACGUGCUAGAAGAUUGUUGGCGAAAAGCACCAUGAGGAAGAUUAUUCUUGGUCCGAAUUCCAUCUAUUUGUAUGAGGGAGAGAUGGACACCAACGAUCUUUUGUUUUUUCACAAGCACAGGGAUGUGUUUAAAAGAAUGUGGCUUGAACAGAGGAACAGGUUUUGGAAAAGAUUUCUUUUGGGAUUCCGGACAUUUUAUGAAGACCUCUGUCCACAAAUAGCAGGUGAAGUUAAUGCUUAUUUCCUAUAUGGCUGUACUUACAUAGAGACACAGUUUUGUCAAGAUCGAUAUUCAAAUGCAAGGAGAUAUAUGGAAGACGUUUUCAACGUUGCUAAAAACAGACACAAGGCUGUUAAUUGUACUGGUGGUUCAGUGGCCUGGGAUCCUUUUUAUAUGAAAGAAACUAGGGAAACGUUUAGAAAUCUAUUUGGUUCUCCAGGUGCCCCUUUGACCCUUGAGACGAUGUGCUUCGUGUCUCCACUAUUUAUUCAAUUUGGGAAGUCGGUGUGCAACUGCCUGAGGUAUUGGAUCGAGGCAGAGAAAUGUGACAGCUCAGAUGAGUCCUAUUGGUCACCAGAGUUUGUUAGGAAGUAUGGCAUGGACACGGACUCUAUAAAAAUGUCAGACAGUCCUUUAAAUAUUCUCAAAAGAAAUAAAAAAUCCAAGUCUAAAUCGAAGCAAGAAAGUUCAAAUGAUCCUUCAAAGGAAGAUUUACACCCUGGCCAAGAGACACGGUUUUCCCAGCAAAACACCACCAAGGCUGCCACCACAACUACCAAUUACUCUUUGUAUACUCCAAUACCUAAAGAUACGAGAACAACGGAAACAAAAAAGGAAGAUGUGAAGCUGUCUGGAGCGAAUAGUGAUGGAAGUGAGCCAACAGAAAAACAUGUUAAGGAAAAUGCCUCAAAGACGACUUCAUCGGAGUCCAAGUUGGUGAAGGGGGUUCUGAAGGACUUCUUGAAGUUGGCCAAGAGGAAGAAUUUUGAUGCAAUUGUGGAGGAAGACCUGAAUCGCGAGGCCAGACUGCGAAAUAGGACCCCAGAGGAUGUUAUGCGACAGGUUGUGGAGGAUAUACUGUCAGAGGAAGAUCAUGUUUGCUGGUGUUUUAAAGAUGCCACGGAGUGCCGCUGUGACAGCAGCAGCAGCAUUUUUUGCCAGUGCAGAGAUAGCAGUGACGUACGAAAAAGCAACAAAUCUGAAGUUGCAUCCCUGGUGGAGAAGCUGAUUGGGAAGCUAGCCGGCAAUGAUACCUUCAAUGAGGCGUCAACAGCAAGCGAGGGGGAGCCCAGCUCUGCCAAGUCAGAAGCUUCUACCAACGCAUCGAGUGCUCCCACCGUGGAUGAACACGGAAACAAAAAGGCCAAGCAGCGACAAUGUGACCAAUGUAAAGCCAUGGAACCGAAGCCUAAACUGUUUAAGAAAUGCCAGAGGUGCUACGAUGAACAUUGGAAUGAGCCUAAGUACUACUGCAGCCGUGAAUGUCAAGUGGUAGCUUGGAAGGCUCAUCGCAAGGAGCACGCUGCAGCAAAAAGAACCCCCCACUAGGGGGCACUGGGAAUUACUGCACCACCAGGUUGGGAACAUUUUGGAGUGUACAGUGUAAUUUGUGCUCAACUUGUUUGGUGCCGAAAUCCUGGACUUAAUUCUAAGCUCAAAAAUGUGUGGGGUGUGGUACAAAUAACUGCCACCACUCAGAACGUAGACACGUCCACUUGACCCAAGUCAAUGCACACUUGUAGCGUGCUUUCUCAUCCUUCUCAAGUUGAUUAUGUUUAAACGGAUUAAAAUUCUGAAGAGACAAUGAUGUCUCAUUGGCAAGAGUGAACUGGGUCACCAAAAUGACUACAUGAAAAAACAAAGUACAGCAAUGAAGCAAAAUACUAAUUGGCAGAAAUAACUGUCACUUAAUACAUCUAAGUUAGUGCACCAACAUGGAGCAAUAUUAAAUGAUGAAUUUCCUGUAGCUUGGGCGGAUCAUUUUUCUACUGGUCAAACUAUAAUCACUAUUAAGUCACGGAUAUUUUAAACAUAUGUUGGGUGGCUAUUGUAUAAAUAUGCAAACAGACGACACUGUCAAAUUAAAUUGCAAGUGAGGUUAUACAGAAUCGUUAGCUUGGCAUAAAGUUGUGAUUAAAAUGGGAUAGCAAUCAAGGACAUUUUUUUAGAUUUUUUUUUAAAAUGUAUUCUCUCUCGUAACCUUUUGUAUAACAAAGUCAAUGAUUAAAGCUGAAAAUAUCAAUUAUCUAUUUCAGUGGUUCUCAACCAGGGAUAUGUGCGGACCCUGGGGGUACGCGAGGUGAUUUAUAAAUGUGUGAAAUUUAAUCAUACAUGAGAGUCAUUGGUGAGUAAUCAUGUAUGAAUCUGCCAGUAUGAAAUAACUACGAUAACAUUAAAAUCCGUAUGGUAACCUCGAACGAUAUGAAAGACCUAUCUGAACUCGUUGAUCGUAAACAAUGUGGUUUCGAAGAGUAACCAGCGAGUGCAAACAAAUUACGUCACGCAUGCAGAUCGUUUUAUUCGCUUGCAGUUCCUAGAUAGGAUACCUCACAAAAUGGGUAAUUGAUACAUUUAUUUUUUUAGAACCAUUUUGGGUCAAGCAAGGGGGGGUACUCGGUUGAAACAAAAUUAAACAAGGGGUACAGUAGCCAAAACAGUUGAACUACUGAUCUAUUUCAUUCAUGCAGUAUAAAACUUUAUGGAGUAAUUGAUGGCACUGGGCAGGUGUUUGGCCCAUUAACAGAGAAUUAGUGAGGGCCAUGUGAAGUUUCGUUUUUUUUUCACAUGGUUCUCCUGGGCUUUUGCCUUCUGCUUUUGCUUCAAUUUGUGUUCAUGAUUUCGUAUGGACUUGUGCAUAACGUGCAUGUAAAACAUUCCAACAUUCAGCUAACUGCAUUGAUCCAUUCAUACCAAUAGGUGGCAUGCUUGUCUAGCCAUCUGCUUCAUUGUUUGCUCGGUCUGGAAGGGACUAUCAGCCAAGCUGGUUGUGGUAAGAUCUGACAUUUGUGUGCAGAAUGGCUUAAUUUCAUGUUUACUUUGUGUGUAGUAGCAACGCGAGAAUUUCAUUUUUGUCAGCAAUGUAAGUUUAACACGUAGGCUUUCGCGACCAAUAUCCUUAAAGGUUUUUUGGGUUAGAUCUUGUAAAUAUAAAUGAUUGUGUCGUUAAACCUGCUACCACCGACACAACCAAUGAGUAAUGUUUGUCACGUAAACAAAACGUGCCAAUUAAUUACUCCUUCAGCACACCGGCGAUGAAGCUGGUUGUAAUCACCAGUGAAGCGUCGUACUUAUAUUGUAAAUGUUGUGGGUUUACUCUCCAACACACCGGUGUGCUGAAGUUUACAUGACAAACCGUACUAAUUGGCUGUGCUGGCUGGUGACGGCUUAACAACACAUUUAUAUUUAUGCAGUUUAACAAACCAAAAAACAUGGAAAGAAAUGUAAACUUACAAAGACGUUUCCAUUCCAUACAUAGACUCUAGCAACAGUGCACAUUUUAAUUCCUUUAAGAUGUAUAUGAUAUUUGACAUCGUGCAGACCUGAAACAAUCUGAGCUUUGCCAUCUUUCGGAGUUGCUGUACUUUGGCAACUUUCUGAUACUAAGCUUAUAUUUCUUGAUGUGCAACAUCUGUGAGUCGUUUUACUUGUACUAAAGUUAGUACAAAGCUCAGUAAAUGUAAAAUUAAAAUUAGGAAAAAAAUAUUUUCUUAGUUUUGCAAUUUGUAUACCAUUCUGUAAGUUUUUUUCUCAUAAAUUCACUGUACAGUGUAUUGAAAUGUAACGUGGAAACUUUAAAUAAUCAUAGGGUUGCCAUGCUAUACAUUUUCACAAUACGCUACGAAAUCAGAUUUUACGCUGUGACGAUUAUCACAAAAUUAGUUCCCUUAAAUUCAUGACUUGGUAUUUCACAUUUGUAUGGGUUUCUUGUUGUACUCCAAGUGUGAAUAAAGAUUACAUCUUAUUUAUUUAACUGCAGUUCAUUCAACUUAAGUCUGCGCAUGUCUUUCUAAAAUUGGCCUGCUAUGUCUUUCAUGCUGUCAUUUACUUAAAAAACAUGUUAUAUGAUAAUGGUCAUUUAUGGCUGAAAACACUUUAUAGAAUAAGUAAAUAGCUAUUUACAGCUUUGACUUGAUUAUUCCAAAAAUCGAAUGGCAGAUAAUAUAUAUUUUUAAAUGAGCACCGCAAUUGCGGCAACCUUAAUGAUUAAUGUUCCAUAUUUCGACUUAAAGCUUUCGUGACUGCAUGAAUUCAUAUUCUUUGGGUCUUUCGGUAAAGUCACGUAGAUAGGUUCAAAGAAAAUAACAAAAAACUACAACGUUUCGAUCGCUUGUGUUGCGAUCUAUCUACGUGACUUUACCGUAAGACCCAAAGAAUAUUAGUUCCAUAUUUUUUUAUUGUGUUAAUGGGUUACAGCUCUGUAUAGCAAUGUAUUCGGUAACAUUUUGUAUGCCAUGUAGAUGAGUGACAAAUACAAUGGCCUGUUUUCUGUUGAACUGUUUAUUCUCAGUCUUUUUUUUAUUGUCGCUGUUUUACAAAAACCUACAAUUUUGUGUCAAUGUGACCUGUGUAUUUAUUGUCUAUCAUUUAUAAGUUAAAGGGAUAGCUAUUUUGGGUAAAAUGCAUGUUUAUUUUCAGUGCAAAGGAUACGCGUUUAAUAUGGUUACUUUUGUCAUUUUAUUUAUCCUUUGAGUCAUGCAGUCGUUCGAGCGUUUGCCUUUAAAAAAAAAUUUGGUUAGCUUAUCUCAUCAGACCAUCAGGGUCGAUAAAAUCAGUUCCACUUUAUUUUACAUCGGCAGUGGUUGCCCUCGGUAGGGAGACUUUUCCUUGAUGGGAAUUUGAAAUAUCAAGCACUGGCACAGAUUUUCCAGCACAUGUAGUAAUCACAUUCUUAUUGCUUAUUUGUGCAGGGAGAUACUGUGACUUGACUGUUUGCAUAUUGAAUGUUCCGAUUAGUUUUUUGUUUGUUAAAUACCAUAUAUUUAUCUGCUGUUUUGGUAUGGCAAGUGAAGAGUCAAUAUUUUGUUACCAUGUACAGCAGAACUCAAUCCACGGUGAUAUGGGGGCAGCAUAUCAGGGAUCCCAUCAUCCACAAUGCACCGCAGAGGUUAGUUCUGUAAAACGCUCAAAAUAUUCGAGAUUUCAUUCAUCUUCAAAAAAAAGUGCAGAUUGCAGGGGAAGCACGGGCAUGUAACUACCAGCAAAUGCAUCUACCAGUGUGGCUCUGUGUUUAAAGAGUCUUUGGACUUUGUUUAGACUUGAUAUCUAAAUAUACAAAAUGCAAAAUUCUUCCCGACUCAACAAAUCACAUCACCAUAGCUGUAUGCACUGAUGAAAACAAAAACAUUGGUAAAUUAAUACUUUGUUUUAGUGUUUCACUGCAAGCCUGUGUCAGCCCAGCCCACUUAGUACAGAUCAUGGUUUACACACAAUGCAUUUUAAAAAUGCCCCAUUUCCCCCUACCUUUCUCUGCAACUCUGCGAUUCUCUCUGCAGCCCCCAAAUUCAAAGACUUAUCAGAGCUCCAAUUUCAAAGAAGCAGCCUAUUUGCAAUGCAAAGACAUGUAAAAAUGUAAAUUAAUGUAUAUUAAAAUACAUUGAAUGUCUAACGAAUUCGUAAAUAUUUUGACUCAGCUAGCACGGUGUGCCACGAAUUAUGGGAGGAAUUUGUGGCUCUCGGAAGAUAUCCAGAAAUGCACAAUUUAUUUCUAAGUUUCAGGAUUAAAAGUACCAAGGAUUUUUGGAAAUGUGGGUUCAAUAGAGUGUGGUAAGAUGCAGAUUAUCAGGGUAUUGGGGUCCUGUAUUGUCCAAACAAGUACCAUGAACAUUUUAAUGGAAAUUUAUGUAAGGACGCUUAGCAUAUUUAAAUACUUUUGUAAGAAUACAAUGAUUCUUACAUUAGUAUCCUGUUCUCAGAUGCACAACCAUCAAUGCAUUGCUUGCUUGCGAGUACUUCGUUUUUGACUUGCACAGUGUGGAAUUUAUUAUGCAAAUUUUGGUAAUGACCCUAGUGUUAUUAAUAUUCUUUGGGUCUUUUGAUAAAGCUACGUAGAUAGAACAAAUAAUAAAAAUAAAAACUAUCACGACGUUUCGAUCGCAACACAAGCAAUCGUCAUCAGGUGAGAGAUUAGCAUGUCAAUGUAAGAAAUUUGCUUGUAAAUGUAAGCUCGGAAAGAACAAGCACAUUUAGCCCCGCCCACUGACCCUUGGGCUACACCCAUCUCAAACCUUUAUAACUCCCUGCCUUAGCAGGGCUCCCGCUAUAUUUUUCACCGGAUGACGAUUGUUUGUGUUGCGAUCAAAACGUCGUGAUAUAGUUAUUUUUAUUGUUAUUUAUUAUAUCUACGUGGCUUUACCAAAAAACCCAAAGAAUAUGAAUUCCUGCAGCCACGAAAGCUUUAAGUCAAGAUCCUAUUGUUAACUUUAUAUUUUGUCUGCCUGAAUAAAUAUAUGUUUGUGUAUGUUGCUUUGUUAUGCUUAAAUGUUGGUACCUAAAAUAUAUUUUUCAUGAAAAGUAUAAUUGCAACGUUUGUUUUGCCAGCAUUUCUUGUCAAAUUACCACAACAUUAACGUUAAACCACAAAUUUGAACUACAGUGUGAAACUUUACGAAUUUAAAUUUGAAACCGGUAUUCGGUGCUUCCAAACAAAUUGCCAUUCGCAAGAAUAGCAUGGCUAUAACGGUGAAAGAUACAGUACAAUGUCGCAUAUCCGACUCGCUGGGGAGUGAGGUACGCGUGGAUUUGUGAAAAGGUCAGAUGUUAACAUCUGUCAUAAAUGACAAUUGCACUAUAUGCAAAUAGGCAACUAGACGAAGCACAAGCCGCUCUAAAAAGGGAGAAUGCAUUACUGUUCUUUGGAAGCAAGCCAAUAUCUAUUUUUAAAAAAAGAUUCAAGAAUAAUUAUCGCGUGUGAAAAGGUCAUUUAUUUUCAAUGUCUAUAGAAAAUGAUUGUGACGGCGUGCACAAAUGCUGCGCUGGGUAUGGACUGUUAAUUAGUCAAGGGGAAUAUCCAGCGAUCGGACAUGCGACGUACUGUACUGUAAUUGAUCGUCUCGGUCAUAUUUGUCGCAGGCAACAUACAACGUCGCGUUUAGCAUCUGGCUGUAGACACUUGAGUGACUGCGGCUUGUUUUCACGCACCAAGUGUUCGUUGAUCCUUAAAUCCUUGCAGCUCUCGUAAAACUUUCUGUACCGGGAUCUUUUGGCGUGCAAAGGGGACACCCCCCCCCCCC